Messenger RNA from Anguilla rostrata (American eel), 6528 nucleotides. RefSeq names its product thyrotropin-releasing hormone receptor-like. The record is from RefSeq and is a predicted model, not a curated record. Gene Ontology annotation, biological process: phospholipase C-activating G protein-coupled receptor signaling pathway. Lineage: Eukaryota; Metazoa; Chordata; Actinopteri; Anguilliformes; Anguillidae. Gene Ontology annotation, molecular function: thyrotropin-releasing hormone receptor activity. Gene Ontology annotation, cellular component: membrane. The transcript is spliced from 4 exons. Bases 492 to 1781 code for a protein of 429 amino acids.
GAUAACACGAGACAGACGCACUGAGCGGGCAACGGCUACCAAGUUCGGGACACUGUGCUCGAGCUGCAGGUGUCAGACGCGCGCAUUUAAGUGCUUUCCUUGUGAGCCAGAACUUGGUAAUGCGAUAAAUAAGCUAUACAAAUUAUUCUGCGGAGAGGAGCGGCGAAUUCCUUGAGGCAAUCUACGUCGCGGUCCUUUCAUUCGGAGUUAUCCGCUUACGAUCCAACAGGGAUAUAUUUUAGGCGAUUAUCAGAAAGAUGCCUCUGAUUGUGUUCAGGAGGAAAGGCAAGCUCUGAAGGCGUACCGCUUGCCAAGAUUUACACCAGCAAACAAAAAACGGUGUUCUUUUCCCGUAAACCUCAAGGCUGACUGACUCAAAGAAAGACCAAGCCACCUGACAAAAACACGCUCACACUUGCCUACAAUCACUUAAAUUCAAUUCAGGGCAAUACAAACCCAGCACACACACACACACACACACACACAAAACAAUGAUGACAGAAAACUCAAGUUCCAGGAUGGACACCCCGACAAACAUCUCGCUGAGUGCCGUGGACACUGUCUCCGAGUCGCUGCAGUAUAAGACGGUGUCCGUGUUCCUGGUGCUGCUGGUGUGCAGCCUGGGCAUCGUGGGAAACGUAAUGGUGGUCCUGGUGGUCCUCACCACUCGUCACAUGCGCACGCCCACCAACUGCUACCUGGUCAGCCUGGCAGUGGCCGACCUCAUCGUGCUGGUGGCCGCCGGCUUGCCCAACGUUUCUGACAGCUUGACGGGCACCUGGGUGUACGGGCACGCUGGCUGCCUGGGCAUCACCUACUUCCAGUACCUGGGCAUCAACGUGUCUUCCUGUUCCAUUACCGCCUUCACUAUUGAGAGGUACAUCGCAAUCUGUCACCCGAUGAGGGCUCAGACCGUUUGCACGGUUUCCCGGGCCAAGCGCAUCAUCGCGGGCGUGUGGGCGCUCACCUGCGUCUACUGCCUGCUCUGGUUCUUCCUGGUGGACAUCCAGGUGAACGCAGACCAGCGGGUGCAGUGCGGGUACAGGGUGUCCCGUGACCUCUACCUGCCCAUCUACCUCACCGACUUCGCCAUCUUCUACGUCCUGCCGCUACUGCUGGCCAUCGUGCUGUAUGCCCUCAUCGCCCGGAUCCUCUACCUGGGGCCCCUGCCUCAGCCCACCAAGAGCGAGGCUCACACUGCCACCACGCUGCGUCGGAGCUGCAAGGAGCCGCCUGAGGGCGGAGCCAAAGGCCGCCACAGGAGCGCACUCUCCUCCAGGAAACAGGUAACAAAGAUGCUGGCAGUGGUGGUGGUCCUGUUUGCCCUGCUGUGGAUGCCUUACCGAACGCUGGUGUUGGUCAACUCCUUUGUUACCACGCCCUACUUGGACGCCUGGUUCUUGCUCUUCUGCAGGACCUGCAUCUACGCCAACAGUGCCAUCAACCCCGUGGUCUACAACCUGAUGUCCCAGCGUUUCCGCUCUGCUUUCCGUGACCUCUACCGCUGCCAGGGGGAGGCGGCUCGGCGACGGACCCUCUCCAUGGUAACCGCCGGCUACAGCACGGCCAGAGACCCCUCGACCGCUGGCAACGGGACCAAGACAAAGGUUGCCGCAGAGACCGAAAAGAAGGGCAAAGCAGUUUCCUUCGGAAAGGACAGAGUAGACGCGGAUACCUCCGAGAGAUGGAGGGAGAAGAGGGACACGGUCAGUGAUGCCCUGGAAGCAACACCCUGUUCCACAGAGACGAAGAACAACAAAAUGCAGCACAGCAUAGUGUAGAGGGUCAUGCGAAGGAGCCCUUCCCUGUGUUUUUGACACAUCAAGGGAUGCGUUCCAAGGUGUUUUAACGACUGGUUUCAAUGAGACAACAAUAUUACAUUUGUAAUCGACACUGGAGGAACGCUGCUGGCAUUGAUAACCCAAUGAACUUGCUUUCAAAAUAGAAAAUGUUUUUACUUUUACCAUCGACCACCAUCAAAUGUCACAAGAAAACAAAUUAGUAAAUUCAACAAUGGAAGAUGACAAGUUAAUCUUUAAAACAAUCUUUAGGCCAGUUUUUAUUAUGCCAAAUGUACUUUAUAGCCUCUUAAUUCAUUGCCAUUCAAUGAUAAUUGCAAGAUAUCCAAAUCUAUCCAAGCUUGAUACUCGGGAGCUAGCUAGCUAGGGGCUAGAAGCAGCUAGUUCCUUACCUAGUCAACUAGCUACUGAAAAACACUUUUUUUCAUGGCAAAAGAUUAAAAUAACUUUUAAGAUUUUAAUGUUCGUGCAAUGAAAAAUGAUACACUAUUGCAUAAAAAAGCACUGUUGUACUGUUUAGUUGAAAAUAAUUCAAGACUAUAAUAUGAAUACUGCAGUAGACAUGAGCUUGAUUAACCAGUGUUUUUACUUUUUUAUUUCAUUUUAUUUUUUUACAAAUUGAAAUGGGAUGCUUUAAAAAACAUCAGCAAAUAGACUGGUCAUCUGCAUAUAUACCAACCUGGAGUCUGAUUGGUUGGUCCAAAUAUCCUUAAACAGGAGCGUGACCAGACAUUUUUUGAAUAAAUGUAUCAGAAUGUAGUCUGAUAAGCCCACUUGUCAACAAAUAGCAUACUGGAAAAUGAUUGGCUCACUCAUUCACAAACUGGAGAAUUAUUUUGCCACUGAUUAAUGACUCAGCACACAGAAGAAUUAUUGCCCAUUCCUGUUUAACCCCUUCACGCAAGUUCCCUAGUGGCCAGGAUGCCAGCGUCCUGAAAUUGUUCAACUCAGAAAUUCAGUUCUUCUGCAAACAAAAUAUGAGUGGAAUUAACACUGUGUUCUAGCUUUAUUUGGAGACAAUAUAUGACAACUAUGCCUAAUACAGAGUUUCUAAGUGCCAUCAUUGCUGCGUAGGUCAUCCAUCUAACAAGCACCCCCUCCCUGCAGACUCUGCUGCAAGUAAACCCCCUAAGCGUGAGACAUUGGACAGUAAUGCCUAUCUGGGAGUUCAUAAAAAUAUGCUUUCAACACCAAAAAUUAGUAUUCCUUCAUAGCAACAAGAUAAAGCCAACAAUAGCCCAAAGGUAUGCCAAUAAAGGGGUAAAAAACGCUGCUCACAGAAUAGCGAAACAAACAAGAGAGAUUCUUGUGUAAAUAUACGGCAUAAUUCUAUGAACAAAACAUGUGAGUAAAUAUGGAAUAAAAAUACAAUCUUAUGAUUUUUUUUUACAUGUUUCACAAUUUAGUGGUUGUUUAAUUCAUUUGAGAAAUAAGCACGCAAAUAGAAAGCGGGGAUAGGCAUUUACAUUGGCCACGUGCAAAACCCAACUUGCAUUUUGUGCUGUCGUAACACUUUUCAAUUCAUUCUGGUUGGUUAGAUAACUUUUUUCGGUAUCUUUAAUCCAGUAGAGGGGAGUAUCCACUGUCCAGUGGUGUAUGGCACAUCUCAUUUGAAAUUUAUAACAAUGAUUGAGAGCCAAAUGUAACAGCCUGAAUGGUUUCUUAAACGCAGCAUUGUGCUGUGAACCAUAAUGUCAUGCAGACAUUGAGGUGCAGUUGUUGUUUUCCUUUGGUUUUUGAAAGAUUUUACUAAUUUUGCCAACUCGCCACCAUGGCUAAAGCAAGUUUUCGCCAUGCUGAUAUGGAUUUGGGGAGUGAGUCAGGAGAGGAAUAGGAAGCAUGAAGUCUAACAAGGAUACAUACGAACAUGGUGAAGCUGUAUGUAUUACUGCUUGUAACAUUUCAAUUAUUUAUGUUGUGUUUUGUUUUUGAUAUUGUUAUGUUCACAUUGGUCAUAAUAGACAACUUAGCUUUUGCAAAUAAUGCUGAACAUAUUUGUAUUGGGCACAAACUAAUAUAUGUUAGUGCAGGGGCAUUGUUAGCAUAUCCUGAGCAGAGUUAGCAUUGUGGCUCGCAGUGACCUACUUUGCUAGAAUUCAUACCACUCACAAUUAAAUUGAGUGUCUUUCAAGAGGUUUAUGUUAUUCUAUAAUUCGGGCAUUUCACACACUGUAGUGUAAAUGUUCUCAGUAAAUGGCUCAGUAAUGUGUUAUGUUUGAUGCAUCGGUUUACCUUAAAGCAAAAACAUCGGCAACAUUUUUCUGAUGUUGGUGUAUUAUUUCAUUGUACUGUUAUUGUACAUAAUGUGGGCUAUUGGUAUCUCCAUGGGCUAUACUUUCCACUUAGGGCAUUGAAAAUAUUCAUUCAGAUUUACUGUGUGCUGAUAUGGACUAGAUGAACGUAACAUUUCCCUUGGAGUAAUCAUAAAUAGUAGCAUUUGGAAAAUGUUGUCCCAUCCCCAUGCAUCAAAAGAUUACAUACUGUUGUGUACAGAAAACACAUACAAGAGUGAAUGAUUACAUAUUUAGAUAUGUGUACCACAAUGUUUUUGCAUGAUUAUUCAAUGUAAUAUCAAUGUUUCAUCUAAAAUCAUCAUAAGGGGCAAGCUCAUAUGCUUUAUAAUGGAGAAAAGGCAUUUUAUACAUUUUUCAGAUAGGUUUUUGGAACCCAAGAUAUCUUAGACCCUUAUACUGAUGGUGGAAAGAUGAUGCAAAAGUGAGAUGUGUGAGUCAAAACAGUUAAAUUUGUGGUGAAAUAUAAGAUUAUAUUAUGAUUUACUGCAAUGCACAGUUUUGACAUUUUGGUUAGAUUUUGGAGACGCUAAAGGACACCAGGGCACACUGUUCACAUAUAGAUAUCAGCCUCAGAUUUUUGCACACUUAUAUAAGGUCAAUGAUUGUAUGACCUAGGGCAUGUAUAGUUUUACGUAUUUUAUACAUGGGAUCUCUCUCUAUUUUAUUUCAAACUAAAUGAGAACAAUUUCAUUUUUGCAUUCAUUUUACAUUUUCGCCAAUUGCAUUUCUGGCACUUUGUUUCUACCAGUGUCUUGCUUAAUUUAAGCAAUUUUUCCAAGUCUCUGAAAUGCUCACAUCUGGAGUUAUAAAGCCUUAACUAGAACCCCAACUAAAUGGUCAGAAAUCGAUUGGCCAGAUUUGGCGGCUGCGUGAAGGGGUUAAAAAAGAAAACGACUCCCUGGAAGGUUUCCGGCCUAAACAGUGGAAAAUAAAUAAAAGAGAUUUCAGCCACUGGAAUGAGUAUAUGUGGGAAAAGACAUGCUCCCUCAGAACCCUUCCUGAGAGGAGGUUAUGUUAGGACUGGUUACAAGGAUCUGGGAGACUAUAAACACAAUUUGGAGAGGAUGGCCGUUCUUUAUGGAUACAAAUGUGACACCCUGUACCUCUCUUGGACCACUGCUGUAAUUUUGAAUAUAGCGGUGUGGAGUGCUGCUGUUCUUUAUUGAUACAGGUGUUUCAUACUAUCGAUGUGAAGAUGGCUGUCAUCUAUGAAUGCAAAUGUACACAUUCUACACACCCUCGUUGAGAGGGUAGCUAUUCUUUAUGGAUACGAAUAUGGUGCACUAUAUCCUUCUUGGUAGACUGCUGUCCUGUAUGAAUAUGGAUGUGACACACUGUAUCUCUGUGAGGUUAGCUGUUCUUUAUGAAUAUGGAUGUGAUAUACUGUAGCUCUGCUGUUGCUUAUGGAUUUGGAUGUGUCAAACUGAGAGAGGGUGAGGGUUCUUUAUUAAUACAAAUGUGACACGCUGUAUAUCUGAGAUCGGCUGGCUGUUCAGAUGUGACAGUGUAGCUGUGUGGGAGGGAUCAUCUGUCACUGUCUUGUUAAAGCCCUCGUGGAACUUGUUGUGAAGUGGAGUGUUUCCACCAUCAAACCGGGACUGUGCACUUCAUCUUCCUGUCCGUCUUGCUUUCAUUUUCCAUCUGUUUAUAUCUUCCCUUUCUGUCCACGUCUAACCUUCUGCUUUACCCCAUCCAUCUAUAUGUGUGUGUGUGCAGGUUUGUGUGUGUGUGUGUGUGUGUGUGUGUGUGUGGUGUAUAUAUGCGUGUGUGUGUGUGUGUGUGUGUGUGGUGUAUAUAUGCGUGUGCGGUGUGUGUACAUUAAUCUCUGGAUGUGUGUGUGUGUGUGUACAUUCACCUCUGGAUGUGUGUGUGUGUAUACAUUCAUCUUUGAAUGUGUGUGUAUGUAUGAGUGUGUGUGCAUGUACAGUAAUCUUUGAUUGUGCGUUUGUGUGUGCUUGAACCUGCACUCCUGUCAUUCACUGUGCAGUAAGCGUCAGUUCUCCCACAGUCUCUUCAGCACAACAUCUGCCCUCGUAAUCGGAUGCAUAUUAUAGGUAAAUUGCUGUCAUUUGUCAGUGUGGAGAGUAAUUAUUUUUUAACACAGCCUGUUUUAUCAGAUUCAUAAUGGACUGUGAAAUGGCCCUUUAAUCUGAAAGUGGUUGAAAAAUACAGAUACAUAUUUCCACCUGUUUGCUUUCACCUUGUAUUAUAUUGCUGAUACGGUAUUUCCAGUAUUGCAGACUGUAAAGGUUAUUAUGGGACUUUUAUCUGCCUCCUUAUUGUUGUUCUGUCAGUUUUGAAUGUGAUCUCUCAAUGCUGUGACGCCAUAGCUCUGAAUGAAUGUGUGAAACAAGCUUUGUGUUUGUAUCUGAGCGCACGUGUAGCAUUGUAGAUGUGUUUAUUUGCCCAAAUCUAAUAAAAUUAUGAGGAAAUUA